This is a messenger RNA of Etheostoma cragini (Arkansas darter), 3362 nucleotides long. RefSeq names its product rhodopsin kinase grk7-b-like. Gene Ontology annotation, biological process: signal transduction; protein phosphorylation; regulation of signal transduction. Bases 296 to 1933 code for a protein of 545 amino acids. The transcript has 4 exons. Gene Ontology annotation, cellular component: cytoplasm. Lineage: Eukaryota; Metazoa; Chordata; Actinopteri; Perciformes; Percidae. The record is from RefSeq and is a predicted model, not a curated record. Gene Ontology annotation, molecular function: rhodopsin kinase activity; ATP binding.
CACAAGCACUUCUAAAAAUAGACAAGCCUAAAGCCUCUUAGGUUCAGACCACAUAAGUUGCUUUCCCUUAGUGCUGUGUACGAAUAAGUGUGCACAGACACUUUGCUAACGACAAAUCCCAGAGGACAUUGGUGCUUGUAAUGCUCCAAGAGGCGUGGCACAAGAGAGGUGGAGGAUGUCCAGGAUGCAAGUGCUUAGGUGCUCAGUUGCGGUUGGAACCCUUCUGAUGAGUAUGCUGUGGUGUUUUAGUUGAUCAGGCCCGCUGCCUAUAGGCAUGUCAUAGGAUACAUCCAACAUGGAUGACCUGUUGGGACUGAACAACUUGGUGACCAACACCGCCUACCUAAGGGCUCAGCAGAUGGAUCGCGAUAAGCUGAGAAAACAGUGGCGCUCCCUGACGCUGCCCAAACCAAAGAUGUCCUCUGCUCUCCAGGCAACAGUGGGGAGGACGUACGAGUCCCUGUGUGAGCAACAGCCUAUUGGGAGAAAGUUGUUCCAGCAGUUUCUUCUGGCCUCUAAUCCGCAGUACAAAGUCACCACUGAGUUUCUGGAGGAGCUAAGUGACUGGAGCUUUGCUGAAGAUGAAGCCAGAGAGAAGGCCAAAAAGAGCAUAGUUGCUAAGUUCUUUCAACCUGAGUCCAGGAGUUUUCUCUCCUACCUGACAGGAGAAGCAGCUGAAAGAUGCAAGGAUAUAACAAACAAAAACUUUGACGAGGGGAUGUUGGACCAGAUAAGAGAAGCCACGAGAGACUUUCUGAGAGGAAGACCUUUCUCGGAGUAUCUGAAAAGCCCCUUUUACUAUAGGUUUUUGCAGUGGAAAGAGUACGAGAAGCAGAGGAUCACUGACAGAUAUUUUUAUGAGUUGAGGACUUUGGGAAAAGGUGGCUUUGGUGAGGUGUGUGCGGUGCAGGUAAAACACACAGGCCACAUGUACGCCUGCAAGAAGCUGGAUAAGAGGCGCUUGAAGAAGAAAGGUGAGGAGAGAAUGGCCCUCAUGGAGAAGAGGAUCCUGGAGCAGGUCAACAGUCUCUUCGUUGUAAACCUGGCUUACGCUUACGACAACAAGACCCACCUGUGCCUGGUCAUGGACCUCAUGAACGGAGGAGACCUUAGCUUCCACAUCUACGAGCUCGGGGAGCGGGGUAUCCGUAUGGAGCGUGUUGUUUACUACAUGGCCCAGAUAAUCACUGGGCUACUCCACCUGCACUCUAUGGACAUUGUGUACCGGGAUAUGAAGCCUGAGAACGUGCUUCUUGAUGCUAAAGGACAGUGUCGGUUGUCAGACCUUGGAUUGGCUGUGGAGCUGCCAAAGCACAAAACAAUCUGCCGGAAGGCUGGUACAACUGGUUACAUGGCCCCUGAGAUUCUGAGGCAGGAGUACUACCGCACGUCUGUGGACUGGUGGGCUCUGGGCUGCAGCUUAUAUGAGAUGGUUGCUGCCCGUUUGCCUUUUAAAGACUUCAAAGAAAAGGUGCAGAAUGAGGAGGUGACUCGUCGCACUCUGGAGGACGAGUGCAAGUUUGAACACAAACACUUUGAUGCUCCGACCAAAGAUAUCAUCAGUUGCUUCCUCAAGAAGAAGGUGACACAUCGCCUCGGGUGCCGCAACGAUGACCCACGAAACCACGUGUUUUUCAAAAGCAUCAACCUCCGCCGGCUGGAGGCCGGGCUGGUGGAGCCCCCCUGGAUGCCAAAAUCCAACGUGGUCUACGCCAAGGACACGGAUAAGUUCAGGGACAGCUCCGAGGUCGAGAAUAUUACGUUUGAGGGCAAGGAUGAGAAAUUUUUUAAGCAGUUUAGCACGGGUGCUGUCUCCAUUCAAUGGCAGAAGGAGAUGAUCAACAGCGGUGUGUUUGACGAACUGAACAACCCUGAACUGAAUGGUUACGGCUGUGAGUACGUGUGGGAAUCCAGAAUGUGCAUUAUUUUGUAAGCAUUUCAUCUAUUCAUCAAUAUGUACAACUGGGCAAAAGAAUUACACAAAUGUCCUUUAAAUUAGUUUCUUUGACACUUCUAAAGUGCCUGGGAUAAUACGCAAUGAAGCAGCUCGGGUACCUUUUUAAUCAGCUACUUGCCUUGUUUUCUUAAAUCUGAAUAUAUAUUCUUCCUAAUGAGGAACCAUCUUGUUGCCACAGCCAAACAUGAUGGGUCAACUGUCUCAGUGUUUAAUAAAAACACAGUUCUUUAUACUUCACCCUCUAUUCCUGGUGAGACAUUAGAUCCCAGUACAUGCAUAGUUUCCAUUACAUCACUCAGCCAUUUUGGCAGACAGAAGUGUUUACUUGUAUUUGUAAACAAGCUACAUAAUGAUGCAUGUCACUGAAUAGCAGCAGGAUUAUAAUCAACAUUUGCAGUAAUGUGCCAUAUUUGUUAGACAGACAUACAUUCCAUGAAUGCCUUCUGCUCAUGUGGGUGGACAGUGUACAGUAUUGCGACCUCAGUGAAGUCUCUCAGUAGCAGACGUUCACCGCUAAGUGCCGCCAGACACUCACGAAGUGCGUUUAACCUCCCGCAGGCAGCACUCUUCAUCAUCCCCAUUAUCCUGGUUGUGCUGCUCCGGUAUUUACAAGCACUCAAUGACUCGUUCAACUUUAACAAGGAGAUUCAGGGAGACAAAUUGUCAUAGUUUUUCAGUAAUUUUUUUUUUGACAUGUUCCUUUUGGCUUUAACAAGGCAAUACCAACCCCCUUUAUUACUCCCUAAAUCCCCCUGUGUUUACAAGCCAUACACAACCCGGAAAAAUAUGUUUACUACUUAGCAACAACAAACAUCUUUUUAGCUUUUACAGAUGGUUAGUACUUGUAUAUAUGGACUUUGUAGCCCACUGCAUAACAAAAACUUCUGGUUGUGGGAGAUCCAUGUCCCAUAGUUGGUAACAAGUAUCAUUCAUUUCUAGAGUUUUCAUUCUGAGAUAAUUACUUGAGAUUUCUAUUUUCUUUAUCCAGGUAUUUUUGCAUUUAUGUGAUAGUGAGCGUACAGGAACUGACUCAACCCAGCGAUGUGGUGAUUACACAUUUUUUAUAAUAGUCCUUUGGGCUACCAAGAUUACUCUGGUGUCUUACUUAUGACUCAAAUUAUAAUGUGUAUCUGUUAUAUUUCCUUAAAUAAGUCUUAAAUGAAAGUAUACCAUGUUGUGCAUAUCUUUUUAGUUUUACUCACAUUAAAAGAUGCAUUGUCAGUACAAAACAGUGCUAAUAAAAUGUUGUAUUUAAAUGUGAUUGUAUGAUAACGAUUUAACAUUUUCUAAUAUUCCAUGUGACUUCACAUACUGUUUAUAGCCUUCUGCUACUUUCUUGCCUCAAGCAUGUAUUUUUCACAAUGUGUUUUGCUCUUUUUUUAUUGAAAUUUCAAGCCUGGUGACA